This is a messenger RNA of Ciona intestinalis (vase tunicate), 1694 nucleotides long. Its product is annotated as UPF0415 protein C7orf25-like. NCBI's taxonomy places the organism in Eukaryota, Metazoa, Chordata, Ascidiacea, Phlebobranchia, Cionidae. The record is from RefSeq and is a predicted model, not a curated record.
UUGAAAAGAUUCGACAAAAUGAUGACAUCAGCAUGAUGUAACGAUUCGUUGGCUGAAGUCUGUAUUUCUUUUAUCUUAGCCUUUAGCCGGUUACCUGCAUAUGAAUAUGGAUUUAGAGGCCAUUUUGGUUAGAUUAUCUGAAGCAGAACACUUGUUAGAAAGAGUGAACAGUUUCAAAAAAGACGGAACCCAUUUGGAAGGUUCGUUAAAGUUGGCCAAUCGCAUUAAAUCGGAAAUUCGGUUUUUGGAGAAAUUGAAAGAUGGAAAAGUCGUAUUUAAACAAAGUCACCUCAUAAGCACAAACCUCACGAGUUUGACUGCUACAAUAGAUGCUGUGGAAGAUGUGGGAGUUUUUCGUAUUUCUUCUGUGCUACUUAAUGUCAACUAUGUUCCAAAAGAUGACCCUCUGGAAACACAGCAAUCGAUUUGCAUUGAUAUUGUGGCCAACAAAGGACAUGUUUGGGUGAAAGUAAUUGCACGUAAUGCAUCUGCUUUGCAUUCAUCAAUGCUCGGUCAAGGUCAGUUUGGAGAUCGGAGUUUGAUGGAUGUUGCGGAACAUUUUGUGGAUGCUGCGGAUCAGAAUCAUGUAGACUUCAAACCUCCAAGGAUAAUUUUCCGGUUUGCUCAUGGCUUGCCGGCAGAGUUAGGUCGGAAAUUGGACAAGCUUGGAAUACUUGUUGAUGGAGAAGUAGUGUCUGGGUUCGAGGAAGAAGACUUUGGCUCCUCGGAAGAUGAGGAGGAAAAGGGUCAUCAUGUUGAAGUAAAAACGAUUCUAAUAAAGGAAUAUUUAGAACAAAACUUUGACGAUAUGCGGUCAAAUUCUAGUCAAUCCUUGCUCAGUUCAAAACAUGAAAAUUUUCCAGAAGUUUUAACAGCCAACUUGGACAUUACGACUCUCCUAUCUUUGGUGUCAAAUCUAUGCAAUGGUGGGAAUUAUUAUAAAUAUGGAAUCCCUGUGUUGGAUGAACAAGCAAGGCAGGAGAGAGAAAACCCAGUUUUGCCGAAAUUGAAUGAAUUUUUAAAAAAUAAGAAGCUGAUUGUCUGCGAAACAGCGGUAAAAAGCUUUCAAACCAUUGUUGCCACCAUUGGUGGUCCCAAUGAAAAAGAAAGGACAGAAGCGUUGUUAAAAAAAAUAUCAGUGGUCCCUGAUAUUAUGUCUCAUAGAACUUUAAACUUGAAGUCAAGUGGAAAAAUCAAUAAAAGAUCAAAAGUAAUAUUUGGAAGUGGUGACUACCAUAAAGCUACAACGGUCACUGCAAACACUGGCUAUGUAAGAGCAGCCUCACAAAAUGGUGUUCAGUAUUCUGUGUUUAUUCAUGAUGCAAGAGCACUUACUGAAAACAAGGAAAAAGAUGCAAUAUUAUGUAAUGAGCCGAUUGUGUAGGACAUUGUUUGUAAACCAUUACACUGUAUUGGGGCCAUUCUGCCUUUAUUGUUUUUGUUUAAUAUGACAACUUUGUUUCCUUUUUGACUGAAUUUUAUGUAUAGGCCUGCAAAAGAUAUUUUGUAGUGUUGAUUUUCUUACUUUACUUCACAUUAUUUGCAUCUGCUGUUUAUUCUAAUACCUUGUGUUACCUUCUCUUCUUAAUUGUUGCUAAAUACGUUUAAAUUGCAAUUAUUCCUUUGCUGAGCCGUUUUUCCUGUGUUCAUAAACAGUUUAGUUUAAAAAUGAACCUAAUCUUAGAUCUAUUGCA